Abrus precatorius (Indian licorice) is the source of this 1084-nucleotide messenger RNA. Its product is annotated as probable lactoylglutathione lyase, chloroplastic. Bases 1 to 1041 code for a protein of 346 amino acids. Gene Ontology annotation, molecular function: lactoylglutathione lyase activity; metal ion binding. The transcript is spliced from 9 exons. NCBI's taxonomy places the organism in Eukaryota, Viridiplantae, Streptophyta, Magnoliopsida, Fabales, Fabaceae. Gene Ontology annotation, cellular component: cytoplasm. The record is from RefSeq and is a predicted model, not a curated record.
AUGGCUUCUACAAUUCGCCCCUCACUUUCUUCCUUCAUGUUACCCUCUCUCCCUUCUUGCAACCCUUCUCAAAAGCUCUCUCUUUUGCAUCUUGGUAGCGGUAAGCCAAACUCAUAUAAUUUUGGCUUGAAAGCAUCAAGGUUGUUGAGACACGAUGAUGGUAACUGCAUGGGAGUGAUGGCAUGUGGGAAUCUGUCCCCAGCUGCUACACAGGAAAAUGUACUAGAUUGGGUCAAACAUGACAAGAGAAGAAUGCUUCAUGUUGUGUAUCGUGUUGGGGAUUUGGACAAGUCCAUAAAAUUUUAUACAGAGUGCCUGGGAAUGAAGUUGCUUAGAAGACGUGACAUGCCAGAGCAGAGAUAUACCAAUGUGUUUCUUGGAUAUGGACCUGAGGAUGCACACUUUGUUAUUGAACUGACAUACAAUUAUGGGAUUGACUACUAUGACAUUGGAACUGGAUUUGGCCAUUUCGGUCUUGCUAUUGAUGAUAUUACAAGAAUAGUGGAACUUGUCAGACUUAAGGGUGGCAAAAUUAUUAGAGAGCCAGGUCCUGUCAAGGGAGGCAGCUCAAUAAUUGCAUUUAUUGAAGAUCCUGAUGGUUAUAAAUUUGAACUAAUAGAAAAAGCUCCCUCUCCUGAGCCUUUGUGCCAAGUCAUGCUUCGGGUGGGUGAUCUUGAUCGUUCAAUUAAAUUUUAUGAGAAGGCCUUCGGUAUGGAGCUACUUCGAACAAUAGAUAAUCCAGAAUAUAAGUAUGCCAUAGCAAUGAUGGGUUAUGGUCCUGAAGAAAAAAAUACAGUUCUGGAGCUGACUUACAAUUAUGGUGUCACUGAAUAUGACAACGGAGAUGCUUAUGCUCAGAUUGCAAUAGGUACAGAUGACGUGUACAAAACUGCAGAAGCAAUCAAACUAGCUGGAGGGAAGAUUACUCGCGAAGCUGGACUAGUACCUGGUUUCAGGACAAAGAUAGCAUCAUGUGUGGAUCCUGAUGGUUGGAAAACUGUUUUUGUAGAUAACAUUGACUUUUGUAGGGAGGUGGAGUAGCUUUUUGAGUCAUCAUGGCAAUUUUGUUGGAAUUCAUAUCAAA